AUGUUAGUGCGAAAUAUUUCUUGGAUUUUGGCCUGCUUACUUGCAGCCAUAUCCAUGCGUGUGACUGCUGUUCCCCAAUCCUACACUGCUGGUGAUGGCACGGUGUAUGUAGUAGAACCAGAAGCAGUUUACAAUUGGUUGCAGGCCCACACCGAAUGUGUUAGACAAGAAAUGCAUUUAGCCGUUAUCAACAAUGCUGAAAAAAACCAGGCCUUUGACGCAUUACUACGUCAAAUAUACGAUACAAUACCACUACUAUGGAUUGGUCAUCAUGAUAACCUUAAUAGAGCAGAAACUCUAAAUCGCAAAUUUUACUCAAUAGUCGAUGGAUCGGAAAUAAAAUUUACCAAUUGGCAUACGGAGGAACCAAAUAAUCAAAACUAUAAUGAACACUGUGUCAAUGUUGGCCUGUGGGGCGAUGACCAGUGGAAUGAUGUUAAUUGUGAUCUGGAAAUUGGUUAUGUUUGCGAGAAACCUCGAGAAUUAUCAAAUGUAAGUUGUGAUUUAGAAGAAAGUCGUAAGACUGUCUACGAGUUAAAUCAAGAACUUUCAAGGGAUCAUGAAAAUCAUCAAAAUUAA
Molecule: messenger RNA, 579 nt
Organism: Stomoxys calcitrans (stable fly)
Lineage: Eukaryota; Metazoa; Arthropoda; Insecta; Diptera; Muscidae
Product: lectin subunit alpha
Exons: 3
Coding region: 1-579 (192 amino acids)
Molecular function (GO): signaling receptor activity
Source: RefSeq, a predicted model, not a curated record